Messenger RNA from Lodderomyces elongisporus, 366 nucleotides. It is a transcript of the gene MPC1, whose product is annotated as pyruvate transporter. The record is from RefSeq and is a predicted model, not a curated record. Gene Ontology annotation, biological process: pyruvate import into mitochondria. NCBI's taxonomy places the organism in Eukaryota, Fungi, Ascomycota, Pichiomycetes, Serinales, Debaryomycetaceae. The transcript has a single exon. Bases 1 to 366 code for a protein of 121 amino acids. Gene Ontology annotation, cellular component: mitochondrial inner membrane.
AUGUCGACACAAAGUACAUUUAAAAAAGCAUUCAAGUACAUGUGCACUACGCACUUUUGGGGUCCUGUCUCCAACUUUGGUAUCCCCGUUGCAGCAAUAAUGGACUUGAAAAAGGACCCAGAUUUAAUCUCUGGACCUAUGACUGGGUCAUUGAUUCUUUACAGUUUGGUGUUUAUGAGGUAUAGUAUGGCUGUGACACCAAAGAAUUAUCUCUUGUUUGGAUGCCAUUUAGUUAACGAGAUUGCACAAUUGGGCCAAGGUUACCGUUGGGUAAGUUACCAUUACCUGGAUGAAGGUAAAGCCAAGGACAAGGCAGAGAGAGAAGCAGAAGCAGCAAAGAAGGCACUUGGAGCUACUAAAAGUUAG